Messenger RNA from Pediculus humanus corporis (human body louse), 1287 nucleotides. Its product is annotated as WD-repeat protein, putative. The transcript is spliced from 6 exons. Gene Ontology annotation, molecular function: protein binding. Bases 1 to 1287 code for a protein of 428 amino acids. Gene Ontology annotation, biological process: ribosome biogenesis. The record is from RefSeq and is a predicted model, not a curated record. Lineage: Eukaryota; Metazoa; Arthropoda; Insecta; Psocodea; Pediculidae.
AUGUCUUUAAAUAGUAAUGAGACACCUCAACUACAAAUUCGAUUUGUUACCAAGGAAGAAAAAUAUGCAGUUCCUGACACCCCUUUUGCAGUAUCUUGUAAGGUAGUUUCAAAAGAAUUAAACACCAUCUUAAAUGAACUUCUUCAAGAAGAUAAAAUUUCUAGUCACAAAACUGUUGAUUUUGAAUUUUUGAUAAAUGAAGAAUUAUUAAGAACAAAUUUGCAAGAGCAUCUUAAUUUAAAAGACAUAUCAACUGAAAAUGUUAUUGAAAUUGAAUAUUUUGAAAAGUAUCCUGCCCCUGAACCUCAAGAUUGCUUGCUUCACGAUGAUUGGGUGUCUGGUGUUCACGUUAGCAACGACUGGAUUUUAACUUCUUGUUAUGAUAAUACAGUGCAUAUUUGGAACCUGAAAGGUCAACAUCAUAAAACAAUUACAGGACAUUCUGCUGCUGUAAAAACUGUUUCAUGGGUUUCAAUCGAUGACAAUGUAGCUACAUUCCUUAGUGGUUCAAGUGAUUCGACAGCCAUUUUGUGGGAGUGGAAAAUUGGAAGUAAUUUAGUAAAAAAAGUAAAUGUUUAUAAAGGGCAUGAACGCAAUAUUGAAUCACUCUCAGUUAGUCCCAAAAAAGACAUAUUCGCAUCUGGAGGUUGGGAUCACUUGUUAAAAAUUUGGUCGACAGAUUCAUCAGAAUCUGAUACUCUAGAUGGAGAAUCGACAGCGAAAAGAUCUAAAACAAAUAAAUACAAUGUUAAGCUACCUAAAAUGACAUACAAAGGUCAUCACGACUGCAUUUCAUGCGUUAGGUUUUCAAAUUCUAACGAUCUCAUAACAUCAUCUUGGGAUCACACAAUAAAACUUUGGGAUGUUGAAGUUGGAGGGAUAAAACAAGAAUUACAAGGAAACAAAGCAUUUUUUAGCGUUGAUUUUUCAAAUGUCAACAGAACUGUGAUCACAUCAUCCGCAGAUAAACAUAUUAGACUUUACGAUCCUCGAAGCACAGAGGGAUCCCUAGUUAAAAACGUAUUUACAUCUCACACGCAAUGGGUUCAAUCGGUCAGGUGGUCGACAACGGAUGAAAAUUUAUUUAUUAGCGGAGGUUAUGACAAUCUAUUAAAAUUGUGGGACAGAAGGAGUCCGAACGCACCAUUGUUCGAUUUAACGGGUCACGAAAAUAAAGUUUUAUGUUGCGAUUGGUCAAAUCCAAAAGUUAUGGUUUCGGGGGGAGCUGAUUACACAGUGAGAAUUUACAAAUCGAAAAAUGAAUCGUUUAUCGUGGCGAUUGGUUAA